Molecule: messenger RNA, 1972 nt
Organism: Asterias rubens (European starfish)
Lineage: Eukaryota; Metazoa; Echinodermata; Asteroidea; Forcipulatida; Asteriidae
Exons: 3
Coding region: 210-791 (193 amino acids)
Biological process (GO): signal transduction; regulation of apoptotic process
Molecular function (GO): protein binding
Source: RefSeq, a predicted model, not a curated record
CUAUUACUAUAUCUCUCAUCCAUACCCUAGUUACAUUAUCAUAUUAUUAUCAUCACAAGCGCCAUCCAGUCGAUAGCGGCUGGGCUAUUCGUAAUAUUGAUAAUUAGUAUACACCCUACUGCUGGAUUUUAUCAGUUCUCUUUUUCAGACGAGCUGUGAACAUUGGAGCGCAUUUUCUUCAUUGGACGGUCCCGUUACGGAUUGGCCUGAUGUCAACACCACGGUCUUAUCCAAGGUAUCACUCACCGGAUUAUGCAAAUCAACUGGCUAGGAUCAGCCGUGCUCUAACCGGCACCGACGACGUAGAGAUGUUCAAAAAUAGGUUAAGAUGCGAAGAGUUCAGGUGUGGGGAGCUCGAGAGGAAAAGUGUCCUUGUGUUGUUGAAUGAUCUUCACAGGCGAAGGAAGAUCACGCCAGAUAAGCCGCACGUUCUUGUGCAGAUUCUGAGAGACAUUGGGAAGACUGAGUUGAUCCGGGAGGAAUUUCCAGAAUUUGACGUAGCAGACCCAACUGUCAGCGACAAGGACCUUGAUUGGUUGGCUUCGCAAAUGGGUCCCGAGUGGGAAUCUUUCGCAAGACAGCAACUGGAGAUACCACAAAGUAGUAUCGACCAGUGUAAGGCUAAUGUUUACCCGGUCAACGUGCAACAGCAAAUAUUCAAGGUACUGGCUGAAUGGAAACGCCGAGAGGGCCUAGGUGCCACCAGCGAUUCCAUGGGAAAUAAACUUAAUCAGUGUAAAGAUUUUCAGAGACUUUGGCAUGAAUGGAACGAAAGGCUGCAUCCCAAUUAAGGACACAACCUUUAAAUACAAAAUGCGAAAUCUGUGAAAUUAUGAGAAAUAAUUUGAGAAAUACUUUGUCCCCCAAGCGCCACAACCAGUCCAGCUUUCUCCUGAAGACGAGCAGAGUAUACUGUUUGAAACGUCAAGAACACACCGGCUCUUUUCAGAGCCACAACUCACACAAAAGAGAUUGACACAUGGCUGUACCCACAAUUUUACUAUUAAGAUUUCUUCCUACGGAACUGUGUUGUCUCUGCAAAGCUAAGUUUUGUUAUAGUCUGAGGGCCCAUGCGUUUUGGUGACCGCAGGUUGUCGAAACCACGGCUUCGGCUCCAGAUUCGCCUCAGGCCAUAGCUUGGCCCUGCAGUUGUUUUUACAAUUGCGCCUGUUUUGCUCAGGGCUUCAGAGCCGAGAGAACGUAGUCUGAAGCCGAAUCUUCAGCCGAAACUGUGGUUUCGAAACGGGCCCAUGUCAAUGCAUGCACAGAUCUGUGUCUUCCAAGCGGAAAAUACCCUGUGCUGUUACCCCGUCUUAUGGAAAAGGAUGUAACAAAUUUAUAAGAAGUUUGAAGGAAAGUUUUCUGUUGAGAGGGCAGUCUGUGCCCGUUAUAAUUAUGCCUAAAAAAUACUUGUAUUUUCAGACUGGGCAGUUCUUCCGAACUAAUCUGGCCUCUGCAAAAUGGCGAUCAGUGUUAGUUAACGGAGUUUAAGGAAAACCACUUAGUUUCGCGGUAUAUUUGUGCUGAUCAUUGUAUUCCACUUUUGAAACAACCCUACAAACAUUUUGUCACCUCACAACAAGCAGUUGUAUAGCACAUAAGAACACAAUCCGAAGACAAUUUCUUUCUUUAUUUAUACAAUGAUUAAACUUGUUUACUGCUUUGAAAACAGGAUCCGUCAACAAAACGGAGUGAUAGGCUUAUUAAACAUUUAAUAUGUAACGUUUAGUGGACACUAUUGGUUAUUGUCAAAGACCAGUCUUCUCACUUGGUGUAUCUCCACAUAUGCAUAACAAACAUGUGACCAAUGGAGCUCAAUUGGUGUUCGAAGUUGCGAGAUAAUAAUGAAAGAUUGUCACACGGGGUUGUGUACUUUCAUCUGCUUGAUUUCGUGGCCUCGAGUUCUAAAUCUGAUGUCUCGAAAUCAAGUUCGUGGAAAAUUACCUCUUUCUUGAAAAAGACAUCACUUCAG